AUGCUAACGAUAAGAGCCGUACAAAACAUCAAAAGGGUUCGAGCUGCUACUAAUGCUGAUGACUUUGAAAAUUAUUUCGAAAAUUUAAGAAGUUCUCUUCAUAAUAUACCACCUAAAAAUAUUUUAAAUUAUGACGAGACAAAUCUCGCAGAUAAUCCCGGGUCAACAAAGUGUAUUUUUAAACGUAAGAUCAAUCCGGAACGUGUAAUGAAUACUACCAAAGGCAAUAUUUCGAUUAUGUUUGCAGCGGUGGCGCAUGGUACCCUGUUGCCCACUUACACAGUUUACAAAGCUGAGCAUCUAUGGAUAACGUGGUGUGUAAAUGGACCUAAGAACGCCCGAUAUAAUAGGAGUAAAUCUGGUUGGUUCGACUCGGCAGUUUUUCAAGACUGGUUUAAUUCAGUUAUCAUACCAUGGGCAGACAAACUAGAUGGUCCAAAACUAAUUAUAGGCGACAAUCUUUCAAGUCAUCUUAAUGUUGACAUAGUGCGUAAAUAUGAAGAACGGAACAUAAGAUUCACUUUCUUACCACCAAACUCAACUCAUAUAUCUCAGCCGUUGGAUGUAGCGUUUUUCGGUCCAUUGAAAAGGAAAUGGCGCCAAGUUUUAACCCAGUAUAAAAUAGAUAAUCCAGCAGAAACACAAAUUAACAAGGCUAAUUUCCCGAUGUUGUUAAAAUCCGUACUAGAGGCUACACAAAUAACUAAUAAAGCAAAUAUUUGCCCUGGAUUCAAAGUAACAGGCAUAGUACCUUUUAAUCCCCAGAGACUAUUACGAAAGCUACCCGAUUAUGAAGAGCAAAACAAUUAUACCAUUGAUACGACACUUUUAGAUUAUUUGAAAGCAAAUCGGACACCGAACCCAGUACAAAAGACUUCACUUGAUCCAGAAGCGAGUCUUGAAGCAGAGCAAGUGACCGAUGCACUUCAUUCAGAAACCAGACAAAAGGUUACUAUUCUAUCAGAAGUAAAAUUCAGUCCUGAUAAUUACGCCUAUACUGAUUUAAAAAAGAUGUACUUGCAAACCUUAAAAGAUUUGAUCAAAACUACAACAUUGUAUCAAAUAGUAAAAAGCUUCUGCACGUCAUCCAACCUGAAGGAGAAGAGCUUUCAAAGUACAUAG
This is a messenger RNA of Melitaea cinxia (Glanville fritillary), 1122 nucleotides long. RefSeq names its product MFS-type transporter clz9-like. Lineage: Eukaryota; Metazoa; Arthropoda; Insecta; Lepidoptera; Nymphalidae. The record is from RefSeq and is a predicted model, not a curated record. Bases 1 to 1122 code for a protein of 373 amino acids. The transcript has 2 exons. Gene Ontology annotation, cellular component: nucleus. Gene Ontology annotation, molecular function: DNA binding.